This is a messenger RNA of Daucus carota subsp. sativus, 960 nucleotides long. RefSeq names its product tetraspanin-15. Gene Ontology annotation, cellular component: plasma membrane; plasmodesma. The coding region runs from base 1 to 960 and encodes 319 amino acids. NCBI's taxonomy places the organism in Eukaryota, Viridiplantae, Streptophyta, Magnoliopsida, Apiales, Apiaceae. Gene Ontology annotation, biological process: auxin-activated signaling pathway. The record is from RefSeq and is a predicted model, not a curated record. The transcript is spliced from 2 exons.
AUGGCUGAACAUCCGCAUUCCAACCAUACCUUAACUGCCCCUCAACCUGAACCUCAACCCGAACCCGAACCAACACCGGAACCAGAACCAGAACAACCACCGCCAUCAUUACCACCACCAACGCCGCCAACCAAAGAAGAAACUCCACCGGUCCACACAGAAAUGGUGGAUUCAGAACAACCGAAAAACAAAAUGAAAUUCAUGAAGGAUAGAUUGAUCAUGUUAGCAUUCCUUCUAUCCCUCCCCAUUAUUGCUAUAAUCGCAUGGCUACUCUUCAUGCAUGAUGGAUAUGACUGCGAAUAUUUGUUGAGAAUGAACAAGCUAUAUGUCGGCAUUGUUUCUGCUCUUGUAGUAUUGCUUGUACUGGAUUGUGCGGCAUUGUUCAUGAUCACGAAACCUGCAUUGCGAAUGCCAGCUGUAAUCUUAGUCAUGAUCCCGGUGAUCGUGGUGUUUAUUGUGGGACUUGGAGUAGUUGGAGGAUUUCAGAUGGAAAGUAGAUCCAUGCCUGGUUCGCCUCAACGGCUGAAGCUGCAUAUAUAUGACACGAAUCGCUGGAGCUCCAUCAAAUCCUGCUUGUACGACAAAAGUAUCUGUCAAAUUUUAGCAUACAGGACGAGUAUCAAGCCUUAUGAUUACACAGUAAAAAAACUGUCAACAGUUCAGGCGGGGUGUUGCAGGCCACCAGCAAGCUGUAACAUGGAGUACGUGAACGCGACAUACUGGGAAAGAAGGGACGCAUCAGAAGAUAAGAGUAGAGCACAUGACAGUGACUGCGAUGUGUGGACGAAUCAAGAAUCCAUAUUAUGUUAUAACUGCAAUAGCUGCAAAGAAGGGUUUAGAAGAACGGUCGGGAGAAAGUGGAUCAUAUUGGGAUCCUUGUUGAUUUCAGUUGCCAGCUUACUCUUUAUCGUGCAUCUGAUUCUGUUUAUCGUUUCUAUGUUUGAGAGCGUUGGAAGAUAG